CUAACCUGCAAAUGUCAGGGUGAAAGUUCCGUUAUGGUUAAGGGUGUUUGUUUUGUUCUGUUCGCCUUAAUGUUUUGUUGUGUUGCACGUUAAUUACCAGCUUAAUUAGCAAAUCGAUUACCAGGUUUAUUCAUGCCAGUCGUGUGGGUACAUGAUUCAAGCGUGGCUGCCAGUGAACAAAGAGGACAGUUGUAGCAUUACCAGAUCACACCUGUAGAGCUCUGACUACAUUAGGAAGAGACUUUGGGAAAUGGCGCAGAACAGCAAGCAGGAGAAGAGUACCUACGAGGCUAUCAACAAGAUAGGAAGAGGAGCGUACGGUACGGUGUAUAAAGCGAGGAACAAUGAGACUGGACAGGAGGUGGCCUUGAAGAAGGUCUGGAUUCCGCUGAAUGAGGACGGAAUCCCCAUGAACACGUUAAGAGAAAUCGCAUUGCUCAAACAACUGAACACCUUCAACCACCCGAAUAUCGUUAAACUGCUGGACAUUUGCCACGGCCAGCAACUGGGCAAAGACUUGAUGAUGUUCCUGGUGUUUGAGCAUGUCGAACAGGAUCUGGCCAUGUACAUCAGCAAACAGGCACAAGGAUUUUCCACUACGGAGAUUAGAAACCUCUCUAAGGAAAUCGUAAACGGCGUUGAUUUUUUGCAUAGCCAUCGGAUCGUUCACCGGGAUUUAAAGCCGCAAAACCUGCUGGUCACCAGCGACGGCCACAUUAAACUGUUAAAUCGACUAAAUUAUGUGAUCUGUCUGGAGUCUGGAUGGCUGCAGGUGUCUGGCAAUUACUGCCGCAUGUCUAUAUGA
Messenger RNA from Dendroctonus ponderosae (mountain pine beetle), 805 nucleotides. Its product is annotated as cyclin-dependent kinase 4-like. The record is from RefSeq and is a predicted model, not a curated record. Lineage: Eukaryota; Metazoa; Arthropoda; Insecta; Coleoptera; Curculionidae. Gene Ontology annotation, cellular component: nucleus; cyclin-dependent protein kinase holoenzyme complex; cytoplasm. Gene Ontology annotation, molecular function: cyclin binding; cyclin-dependent protein serine/threonine kinase activity; ATP binding. The transcript has 5 exons. Gene Ontology annotation, biological process: regulation of gene expression; regulation of G2/M transition of mitotic cell cycle; signal transduction. Bases 251 to 805 code for a protein of 184 amino acids.